UCUCGCCUAGGCAAGGACCCAGUUCCUUCCUCUUGUCGCGUGGAACCGUACAGCUCCACCAAUCCACUCCCCGAGGUAUUUUGUCUUCCCGAGUUUUUAUCCUGUUUCGCACUUUCUCUGCAUCUCAUUGUAUUGUCAUCUCUUUAAUUUUCCUUUUGUCGCUAUUUUUACAGAACCAUCCUACUAUGACUUCCCUUCCUCCUCUUCCUGAGGGUGGAGAAGUCGAAGAACAGGCCAUCGUUGCCGAAGAUACUCAAGGUUCUUCUGUUCCUGAAAGUGAAGUCGCGGGUUCUCACAAAUCUGCGGCUUCUCGUGACAAAGAAAUUGAGUCUGAAGCCAGUGAAUCGACGCAAUCCCUUCCUCCUGCUGUUUCUCCAAGGAACAAAAGGAAAAGGAAUGAUGCCGAGGAUUCUGGCACCUCUAAGGCUGAAGAAGUUGUUCCUUCUCAUCCGAAGGCAGCUUAUGAUCCUUAUGUUGAAUCCCUCGUCAGCUCGUAAGUCGUCUUUAUUUCUCCCUAUUUUUGUACUCGAAAUAUUUAUCUUGUCUUGCUUUUUAUGCUGCCGAUUUUUUGGUCAACAGUGAUGAGGAAGAAGAAGUACCAACUACUGACGUGGCUCCUCGGACAAGCACGUCGCGUACUGUACUUGCCUCAGACACGCUAGUUGAAGGGGAAGAAACGUCGCCUCCUCAACAAAACGUCGUCACCACUACUCCACCGUCAAGCCCCCUUGCUCCUUCACCAAAAAGGACAAGGGUGGAAAAGAUUGUUGAACCUGCCCCUCAGUUGGGCAGUUCGUCGACUCUGCUCCUAGAUGAUCCUAUGAUCAAGGAUCUUCUCCGCAUCGGUUCCCAAUUUAUUGGGUACCGUGAAUAUGCUAAUAGAGCCGAAGAGAAACUUGCAGAGGCCAACGAACGCGCCGACGCACUUGCUCGAAAACUUGAGCAAAGUGAGGCGGCCCGCAAGAAAGCCGACCUCGCUGCUAGCAAAGCCAAGGCCGAAGCUGAUGAAGCCAAGGCGAAAGCUGCUGGUGUCGAGGAAUUGCAGAAAAAACUUGAGGAUGCUACAGCUGCCUUAGAUGAGCACAAAGCUGCGCAAGCUUCUCGUGAAGAAGGAAUCCUCAAGCGCCUGAAAACUCAGAGUCGCCGCACUUUCACCCAAACAAACCAGGAUUUUGAUCUGACGAAUCCUGUCAAUGACCCUGUCCUUGACGCACUUUCCUAUCUGGAGCUUCAUGGGUCCGAGAUUCGUGAAGGUGUGUCGAAUGCUAGCGCCGUGUUGUUGGUCAUGGAGAAGGAGGAGCGACUGAACCUGCAACACAGUGAGCGUGUGAUGAUCAAGGCCUACGUUGAGCGUGGCCUCUCCAUGCCGCCUUCGAAGUUCUUCACCGAGAGAUCCAACAUAUACAGCCGCCAGAAACACCGAAACACCACCUCUGGGACAGAUGGAGAAGAAACUUGGAAGAAGACAUCAUCCGAGCUGCUACACAGAGCAUUGGAGGAUAAGGCAUCCUUCCCCUCAUCAUCAACCGCGCUGGAGAUGCACUAA
Messenger RNA from Lolium perenne, 1546 nucleotides. RefSeq lists its product as uncharacterized. The record is from RefSeq and is a predicted model, not a curated record. Lineage: Eukaryota; Viridiplantae; Streptophyta; Magnoliopsida; Poales; Poaceae.